AUGGCAGCAAUGAGGUUUACUACCUUGGACAUACUCAACACACUCACCAGGUCGGGAGCGCAUAGUGAGGACCCAACGACUGUAGCCAAAACUACCUUUGAACACGGGGCAAUGACAUCUCCCGGCUCACUAUCACCUCCCGACCUUGACUGUGCUAUGUUGAGACCAGGCCGAUCUAGCAAGACAUCGCGGUUACGGCGAGGAGCAGGCUUGGAAGAAGAAUGA
Glarea lozoyensis ATCC 20868 is the source of this 225-nucleotide messenger RNA. RefSeq lists its product as uncharacterized. The record is from RefSeq and is a predicted model, not a curated record. NCBI's taxonomy places the organism in Eukaryota, Fungi, Ascomycota, Leotiomycetes, Helotiales, Helotiaceae. The coding region runs from base 1 to 225 and encodes 74 amino acids. The transcript has a single exon.